CCACCACUCUUCUUCUACAACACCAAGGCGGAUGGAAAGACGGUCCUCGAUCUCGGCGGAGUCCUCUCAGCGUUUCACCCUCCGCAUAAUGGCAACAGAAUUAAACCAGCUCUGAAACGCUCUCAGAAAUAAACCUACAAGCAACAACUAAACUGCUGCGGAAGAAGGCUGUGAGGCUGUGUUUCUUUGGAUGUAUAAUUUUACAUUGAUGGUGAAUGAGGUGAAGUCAAGCUGGUUGUGAAGGUGCUGGACUUGUUCCCCCCUACACCCCAAGCCGGACUCAGCAUGGCGGCGGGAGUAGCGGCAUGGCUUCCCUUUGCCCGGGCGGCUGCAAUAGGCUGGAUGCCCGUGGCCAACUUGCCCAUGCCCGUGGCGCCCACAGAGAAGAACAAGCGGCAAGAUGAGCUGAUCAUCCUUAAUGUCAGUGGACGGCGCUUCCAGACCUGGAGGAACACUCUGGACCGCUAUCCAGACACCCUGCUGGGCAGCUCUGAGAAGGAGUUCUUCUACAAUGAGGAGACCAAAGAGUACUUCUUCGACCGGGACCCUGACGUGUUCCGCAGCGUGCUCAACUUCUACCGCACAGGCAAGCUCCACUACCCACGCUAUGAGUGCAUCUCUUCCUACGAUGAAGAGCUAGCCUUCUUCGGCAUCAUCCCUGAGAUCAUUGGUGAUUGCUGCUAUGAAGAGUACAAGGAUAGGAAGAGGGAGAAUGCAGAGCGUCUGAUGGAUGACCAGGAGGACAACAAGGACAGCAAGCUGCCCAACAUGACCUUCAGGGAGACCAUGUGGCGGGCCUUUGAGAACCCCCAUACCUCCACCAUGGCCCUUGUCUUCUACUAUGUCACCGGCUUCUUCAUCGCCAUCUCCGUUAUCACCAAUGUGGUGGAGACAGUGCCCUGUGGCUCUGCACCGAACCAGAAGGAGGUGCCGUGUGGUGAGCGCUACACUGUGGCCUUCUUCUGCAUGGACACGGCCUGCGUCAUGAUCUUCACCGUGGAGUACCUAAUGCGCCUGUUUGCCGCACCCAGCCGCUACCGUUUCAUGAGGUCCGUCAUGAGCAUCAUCGAUGUGGUGGCCAUCUUGCCCUACUACAUCGGCCUGGUGAUGACUGACAAUGAGGACGUGAGUGGCGCUUUUGUGACGCUGCGUGUUUUCCGCGUGUUCCGUAUCUUUAAGUUCUCUCGUCACUCGCAGGGCCUGCGCAUUUUAGGCUAUACGCUGAAGAGCUGUGCAUCGGAGCUGGGCUUCCUCCUCUUCUCCCUCACCAUGGCCAUAAUCAUCUUUGCUACCGUGAUGUUCUAUGCCGAGAAGGGUUCAUCUUCCAGCAAAUUCACCAGCAUCCCAGCCUCCUUCUGGUAUACCAUCGUUACUAUGACGACGCUCGGGUACGGAGACAUGGUUCCUAAGACGAUUGCUGGGAAGAUCUUUGGCUCAAUCUGCUCUCUAAGUGGGGUGCUGGUAAUUGCCCUGCCUGUCCCUGUCAUUGUGUCCAACUUUAGCCGCAUCUAUCACCAGAACCAGAGAGCAGACAAGCGACGGGCGCAGAAGGUACAGAAAGCCCGCUUGGCCAGAAUACGAAUAUCCAAGACAGGCAGCUCCAGUGCCUUCCUCCACAGCAAGCGCAACGGCCUCUUCAACGAAGCUCUGGAGCUCACGCAACUUCCAUACAAGAUGAACUUUUCAGAUCAGAGUUCGAUUGAGGAGGAGCAGCGGCUAAGUAAGUCUACCUCUCUACUAGAGAGCCAGCACCACCACCUGCUGCACUGUCUGGAGAAAACCACUAACCACGAGUUUGUGGAUGAGCAGUGCUACCAGCAGAGCUACCUGGAGGCUGGGUUACAGACCUACCCGUCUCGAAGCCCCUCCCUCUCCAGCCAAGACGGUGUGACGGGCACAUGCUGCACCCGCCGGAGCAAGAAGCGCCACACCCCUUUACCCAAUGCCAGUGCCCAGGCACACAUGCACCCUCUGACGCACCCGCAUGCACACCAACAGGGCUUGCAGGAGCUCAGCACCAUCCACAUCCAGCCCCUCAGCACCAGCCGCUCCAGUCUGAACAUGCGCGUAGAUGAGCCAGCACCCCUCAACUGUCAGAGCGGCCAGAUCACCACGGCGAUCAUCAGCAUUCCCACACCACCAGCGACCACGCCCGAGGGUGAUGCCCAUCCGCCUGCAGGCCCCGCCCACCAGAACGUUGUGAAGGUGUCUGCACUGUGAGGGCUGGAGUGCAGGCGUGUCACCCAGAAAGAUGGAUAAAGACUCACUGAGACAGACUGAGGGACAGAGGAGGACUGGAAAUGAAAGGAGGAGAAGGCAUUCAGAGUCCUAGUCUGGCCAUGGUGGAGCCUGCCCUCUGCUGGUCAUGUACUGUAAUGACAUGGACUCCCUGUACAGACGGAGGAUGGCUUUUAGAUACAGUCUAUUCAUGUGUGUGUGUGUGUGUGUGUGUGUGUGUGUGU
Myripristis murdjan (pinecone soldierfish) is the source of this 2462-nucleotide messenger RNA. RefSeq names its product potassium voltage-gated channel, Shal-related subfamily, member 3 (gene kcnd3). Gene Ontology annotation, molecular function: A-type (transient outward) potassium channel activity; protein binding. Gene Ontology annotation, cellular component: neuronal cell body; dendritic spine; voltage-gated potassium channel complex. The record is from RefSeq and is a predicted model, not a curated record. Bases 286 to 2220 code for a protein of 644 amino acids. Lineage: Eukaryota; Metazoa; Chordata; Actinopteri; Holocentriformes; Holocentridae. Gene Ontology annotation, biological process: potassium ion export across plasma membrane; action potential; protein homooligomerization. The transcript has 9 exons.